Messenger RNA from Durusdinium trenchii, 4056 nucleotides. The record is from the annotation of a GenBank genome assembly. NCBI's taxonomy places the organism in Eukaryota, Dinophyceae, Suessiales, Symbiodiniaceae.
AUGGUCAAAUGUGCCAUGGCGGAGGCCUCGGUGCGGGCCGACACCGCGCGCUCGGCGUUGGAGCGGCUCCGGGCGCAGCACGUGCGGGUGGAUCUGUUCCACGUGUCCGGGCUUCUGCGGGGAGUGUCCUGGCGACAAGCCUUGCAACUGCGCAGCGAUGCAGAAGACGAGGGGCUCCAGCCCAAUGUGGUCUUCGACACGGCUUGCCACUUCGGUGCCUCCCCCAGCGCGUGGCCCAGGGGGCUGCGGCUCAUUGGUGCACAGAUGGAUCUGCUGGCGCUCAACAAGGCCCUCGCUGUGGCCAGUUGGACCUGCAGCCUUGCCCUGCUGACGUGGGGUCAAACGCAUCGCCUCCACGAUCACAUCUCCACCAACAGCGCAGCACGCGCCGUGUGCGCCGCCCACGACGGCACCGCGAGUCGCUGGCGUCAAGUGCUGCGCUUGGCAGGUUCCGGCGACGUGGUGGGCGCCAGCAGUGCCCUCAGCGCUUUCGCUUCGGUGACCGCUUGGCGAGAAGCCUUGGCACUCCUAGGCAGCUUGGAGCUUCGCACGCUGCGCGUCAACGAGAUCAGCGUUCAGGCGGCGCUUGGCAGCUUCGCCAGCGAUCGUUGGCGUGGAGCUGCUGAGAUCUUGAGCUCAAUGAGGGUGAAGGCCAUGAGGCCUGACUUGGUGGGUUACACCUCCAUGCUCAUGACUUGUCAACGACGGUGGAGGGAGGCGCUGCAGCGGUGGCAGCGCAUGGUCGAGGCGCCCGACCUGUCGGUGAACAUGGUGUCACUGACGGCGGUGUUGAGCGCCUUGGACUUUGAGGAAAAGUGGCCAAAGAGUCUAGAGCUGCUGAUGAGGCACCGUGCUGCGCGCUCCCCUGCGGCAUUGAACUGUAUGCUCAGUGCAGCUCGAAACGCCUGGCGCCAAGCGCUGGGAGCCUUGCGGAGGAGCCGAGAGUGGCAGCUGCGCGCUGACUCCUUGGCUGUGGCGCAGCUGCUCAGCUGCGAGCAGGUGCCCUGGCAUUGGGCCGUCCAGCUCUUGCCUGAGUCCGAACGCGGCUUGCAAGGAGCGCUGAAGGCGGCAGGUCCGCAAUGGAGCCUGGCAGUCGAAGUGCUUGGGAGGAUGGAUGAGACUGAGGAGCGACCUGAAGCCACAAGCCUUGCCCGGGUGGUGGAGUCCGCCUACUCUGCCGCAGACCGCAGCGGUGGUGCGUUGGCGCAGCGGCUGCAAAGCUCCGCGGUGGAGGUCUGCGGUGGUGAUUCCGCGACGGAGCUCAGGCAGGAGGAGGGCGAGGCGUUACGCCAUGGCUUGGACUGCGCCUUCACCGAGGACCGGGUGGAUUGGCCCCGAAUCUUGGGAGCCCUUCACGACGUGUCGCUGAACUAUUCCCAUUCCUCGGUCAUGAUCACUGCAGGCCAGUUGUACGCCCAGCUGGAGGGCGACCGUGAACGAGACCCUGCUGCCGAUGGGUGCUGGAUUGGGGUCUUCACGGUGAAGUUGGUGGUGGUGUUGCUGACCUUGCACCAUGAGAAGAUCUUUCUGGAAGGUGUCCAUGACGACCGCCUCCAAGCAGGCUUUCAGCAUCUGAAGGACGUGUCCCUGGUGCAUUUGCUCCGAUCUCCCUUUGCGUUCAGCCUCUUGCAGGCACUGAGCGCUUAUAGUCAGAGUGCUCGCGAGGCCUGCCCACUUCUGCAGGGGCCACCGGGUGCCAAUGAUGUACCGGACUCUUUGAUCUCGACCCACUGGGCCACCUUGCGCUGCAUGCGUUUCAGAGGUGGUCCUCUGGCCUCCUGGCAGCUGUCCGCCACAGCCACAUCCUCCUCACCUUGGUGUGCACUACAGGAGCCUCGUCCUCCUGCUGUACCGCCCAGCAUGCUCUUGCGUACAGAGCAAGAGGAGGCCGAGAUCAAGCAGCUGCUGAUCCCUCUUUGGGAGGCCUUGCAGGAGGACUUGCCGCGAGGGCGGCCCUCAGGGCGCUUGGUCCAGGCAGCUGGCGCUUACUUCCAACAGGAGCGCUUCUCUUGUGCAGAGGUCGAAGCUGCAGCUGCUUUGGUGAUUGCCUGGGCAAAGUUGAUUCCAGCAGACCAGGCAGUGAUGGCCGUGGACGAGUCGCUGCGAUCCUUGCGGUUUCCCCAGGCGGUCUUCACCAGGUGGCCCAUUUGGGAGCUCAUGGGACGCUUGUCCCCCGCGCCGCGAGGAUGGAGCAGCACCAAAGGCUUCAGGGCCAACCUUUGCUUGAGCUUUGAGCCCUGUAAGAGGACAGUGGCCUUCUACAAGAAGCGCCGGCGGACGCUGGAGCACUUGGACUGUCCAGCGCCCUCGCGGAUGCGCUUCACCUACCGCUCUGGUGUGCUCCGCUUGGAGAACAGCUUGAUGGAGCUUGCGGAGGAGUCCGACGGUCUGCUUUUGCUCCCAGAGUUGAGGCUCUUCGACCUCUCCAAAUCUCUGCAGAGGGUUCUGCCCCAGGAGUUCCACCAUGCAAAGAGGUUCAUCGAGCAGCGCAUCGUCACGCCGAAAGACCUUCCACUGAAGUUGGGAUGGGAUGGGGUGCAAAUCAACAGCCGGGAGCACCAACGUCGCCAUGGCGACACUUUCUUGGAGCCCAGCCGCUUGGGAAAGAGGCGGCAGACAAGGAACCACGCAGGCGCCUCGGUCUAUUUUUUGGUGCUCGAGAGCACCUCCCGGGCGGCCUUCGAGGCACUUUGUCCAAGAACCAUGGCCUUUCUCCGUCGGCAACACGCGAAGCCUCGGCCUGUACACUUCGCUCCUAAGGGUGUACAAGAAGGGCGGACCUUUCGAGUCGCAGAUCUAACGCUCCUGCACUCCCUUUUCUCCGGCACGGCUGCCAACAUGCUGGCCGCCCUCAGUGGUUUUAGUUACGAUGACCAGAGAGACUCUGAUCGACGAGCCUCCUGGCAGUGCCAAACGGUGUUGGCCGGAGUGCCCGAGGAGCGGCUCAUCUGGAGAAUCGCCCAAAGACAUGGCUACCGCACCUUGUUCGGCUCCACGGCGUGCAACGGUUUGUUGGGGACUCGUUAUUGCUUGCAUCACUUGAAGCAGUUUGACCGUGUGGUGCCAUCCCUGGAGGUCGACCCAAACUGCUACAGCCAAAAUGAAUGGCACCAGCUCCUAACUGACAGGAAUGGAAACCGUGGUUGUGUCGGAGAGAAGCGGCCACACCAGCAUGUGCUGGACUACGCCCUCCGGUUUCAGGAGAUCCACGCGGACGUUCCAAUCUUCGCCUACUUGCACUUGGAGACCACCCAUGAAAGUCAAGAUGCAUUGCAGCUGCUGGACCAAGCGCUCGUGGAGCACCUUGAAGGGCUUGCCAGGCUUCCGCUGGAGGCGCAGCCUGUGGUGGUCUUGGCGGGUGAUCAUGGCCCCGCCACCCAAUGUGACGAGAGCUUUCCUCUGGUCACCGUGUUAAUGCCCGAAGUGCGCUUUCCCGACGAGGGCUGCAGAGGCGGAAGCAGCAACUGUGGCCUUCCGAAGCUCCCAGAGAAUAUCUCCAGGAGUUUAAGGCGCCACUACCAGGACCAUGGGAAGGCUUGGAGAUCCUACUGGUGGAAUCUCGAGUACAAUCGCUUUCUGAUCACUUCAUGGUACGACCUGUAUGCCACCUUUUGGCAUCUCAUCAGCGGUGAGAAUCCCAAAGGAGAGGCGCAAAAUCGUUUCCAACCUGAUACCCCAGACCAGUGGGCGCAGUCACUCCUGGUGAAAGGCUCCAAAGAGAGGACCUGCACACAAGCGGGCGUACCCUUGUGGCACUGUACCUGCGCACGCAGCUGGGAAGGUUGGUGUCCUUUAGCCCAUCGUGGGCAAGAGGAGGUGUCAAAACGAGCUUUAGCAGAGGCGCAGCGCACGAUGGAGGCGGCGGCGCGGAAGCUGCGCAUCGACAGCUCCAUGUGUCGUCCGCAGACGCUCGACCGCAUGCUGAGCUGCGAAUCACAGCUGGACAGCAUGCUCCAUGUGCAGGAUGGGCUACGCGAGAUGGCCGGCGAGGCACUUGGCCUGAUGCGCUUCCGCCGGGGCGCUUGCACCGGUGAACGACGGGUGGGUUUCGGGUGA